AUGGUGAUCGUUUUUUCGCAGCAGGUCAGUGAGGAUGACGAUUACCAAUUAUACUUUAGCAGGCAGGCCAUGGCCCUGCAGAGAGGGGGAAGUUUCCUGCUCACCCCUCACAGUACAGGNNNCUCAGUGUUAGUAAAAGGCGCUGUGGUGUCGGAUCAUGAGCUCUGCUCUGCCUUCGGACACAGAGUCCUCCGUGAUGGGGGGUCCAGUGUCGACGCUGCCAUCACUGCCGCCCUGUGUCUGGGUGUUGUGCAUCCACAUGUGUCAGGGGUUGGUGGAGGUGGUGUGAUGCUGGUUCAUGACAUCCGGAAGAAUAAAACCAGGGUGAUUGAUUUCCAGGGAUCUGCACCUAAAACCCUGAAAGAGGAGAUGCUGCAACAUGUUUCAGAAGUAAAGGCCGGUCUGCAGGUGGGGGUGCCAGGAAUGCUCAGAGGGUUACACCACGCUCACAGCUUGUACGGGAGUCUGCAAUGGGAGGAUGUGGUCGCCAGAGCUGCUGCUGUGGCCAAAGAAGGUUUCAAUGUGUCUUUCAGUCUUGCUGAGGCUAUAUCAAAGGUAAAAGGUCAGAGGGUGUCACAACGUUUCAGGGACUUGUUCUUCCCCGAUGGCCAAGCUCUGCGUCCUGGUUCAUUUCUGAUGAUGUCCAGUCUGGCUGGAGUUCUAGAGGCUGGUCUGUCUAACUUCUAUGAUGGAAACGUCUCAAAAGAGAUAGAGGAUGAGGUGCGAGCUAAUGGAGGGGUCCUGAGCAGAGAGGACAUUAGUGCUUACAGCGUACAAGUUGAGCAGCCACGGGAAGGCCUGUACAAUGAAUUCAUUAUUCAAGUUCCUCCUCAACCUGCUGGUGCAGCGUUGAUAUCAGCACUCAACAUUUUGGAGGGCCUCCACCUCAACGAGAACAAUAACACUGAAAAUCAAACGCACCACUGGGUUGCUGAGGCUCUGAAAGAAGCUUUGGCCAGUGGUUUGGGAGACCCUAAAUAUAACUCUUCAGUGACUCAGCUGCUGUCUGACAUGCUGAGUAAGAAUCAAGCAGAGGUGCUUCACCAUAGGAUCAAUUCAUCCCAUACCUCUGCCCCCGACUCCAUCCCCUCCCUGCAGACAGAGCGAAUGGCUGGACAAGUUGCAGUCAUGGGACCCGACGACCUGAUGGUGACGGUCACAAGUUCUUUGAGCACGCCAUUCGGGAGCAGAAUCGUCACAGCGUCAGGCGUUAUUCUCAACAGCCUCAUGCUCAAUUCCUCCUGGACAUAUGAAGCCCGCGGGCAACUCUCAAAGAACCAGCUAUGA
Molecule: messenger RNA, 1287 nt
Organism: Notothenia coriiceps (black rockcod)
Lineage: Eukaryota; Metazoa; Chordata; Actinopteri; Perciformes; Nototheniidae
Product: gamma-glutamyltransferase 7-like
Exons: 12
Coding region: 1-1287 (428 amino acids)
Biological process (GO): glutathione catabolic process
Cellular component (GO): plasma membrane
Molecular function (GO): glutathione gamma-glutamate hydrolase
Source: RefSeq, a predicted model, not a curated record